CCAUCAUCACCGUCAUUUAGUCAAUAUGUUCCAUCAUAUGAAACCCAAGCAUCAUCAAAUCAACAAUUUUCUUUUGUUGAACCUGCUGUACCACCUCGUAAAUUUCAGAAUAGUGAUUUCAGUUCACUUGAACAUUCUCAUUCACCUCCAAUGACGUUUACACCAACAAUUGGAAAACGAUUAAAUUCAUCAACAUCUUCGUUACCCACAACGAGACAAGUGUCACCAAAUGGUAAUGAUGAAAAUGGUGGUACAAAAAUAAAUGAUGAAGUCAUGUUUAAUUUACUAUUGGAACAAUAUAAAAAAAAUCAAUUAUUAGAAGAAAGAUUAAAGCAAUUACAGAAUGGUGGUAAUGCAACGUCUGCCGCAACGACAUCACAAUCAUCAGCGAUAGAAUCGGACACUGUUACGUCUGCAGCAAUAAAAGAAUGUAUUCCUUCAUCUGCUACAGUUUUAGUAGCGAACAGUAAAAUCUUUACUCCACCUAUUAAGUCAACGAUACCAUUGAAAAAACCAUCAUUAGUAGAUCAUUACCAUCAGACUGACGAAUCACAACAAAAUACACAAUCAACUCUUAAUUAUGAUACUCAUUUGUUACACAUAACGAAAAAAAUAAAAGAUGACCAACAAUAUCAACAACCAUUUCUUAACUUUUUCCCAAAUAAUCAUGUUUAUCAAUCAUUUCUUCCAUCACCAGCAUCUACAAUAGGAAGCAAUCAUUCAUCCCUAUCAUCCGAUCGUUCAACCGGUUAUUCAUCGGGUUCUAGUUCAAGUAGUUCUAGCUCUUGUUCAUUAGAAGCUACCAGCAGUUAUAGUUCGAGGUCAAAUAGUUCGUUGGGUGAACUAAAAACUCCACCUCCUGAAUCAAUAAAACAUCAACAUCAUAAACAAUUACAAAUAACUCAUGAUGAACAACAACAAUCAAUUAUAACUGGCACAGUAUCAAAAGAUUUUAUCGAUGAUGAAACUAGUAACUGUCUUGUUACAAAUGGUGGUUAUUUUGUCGGCGAUGAUAAAUGUAAAAGUGGUAUGUCAAUACCAGAAAUGUUUAAGAAACAAUUUAGUACUCUUUUAUCAACCAUCAGAGAUCCAAGUGUUCAUAAGGUAUUAGAAGAACAGUUUAAAUCAGGUGCUAAAGAUUUUGUUCAACAAAUUCUAUUGAGUCAGCAAUGCUCAACAUCACAAUCACCUGUUCCAACAACAUCAACUGAUACUCACACACAAAUAAAUGAACAAAGAUUAUAUCAAAUAUCUGAUAAAAAUAAUCAACAGUGCAAUAGUUCAUGGAUAUCAUCACAUUUACCAACGUCGAAUAAUCAAUCAGAAGUUCAUGAAAAUCUUCAAACAUCGUCCGAACAGUUUGCUUCAAAGGUAAAACCAACAAUAACUAUUGAAACACGUUCAUCGUCAUUGAGACGACGGAAAAAUAGCAAUGAAAAACAACAAGUGAUUGAAACAUUUUCACAAUCAUCAUUGGAACAAGAAAAAGUAAACAACAAUAGUGUUAAACGUCGAAAAGUUGAGAAAAUGGAACCUAUUCAACGUCCUACUACACGUUCAAGAAGCAAUAGUGAGCGUAUAUCAACGGACAUUAUGAUUGGCAAUAAUAAUUUAAAAAUAAAAACAUCAAAUAUUUUAACUCAUAAUGAACCACGGCCACCUUCAAUAAAUCAUAAUAAUUUCAUCACAGACACAAUUAAUUUGAGACAGCGUAAACGUAAAAUAGUGACAAUAGAUACGGAUGUUCCAUCGACUAAUGAAAGAGUCAUUGUUCAACAACAACAGUCAUUACCAGCUAUUCAAUAUCAACAAACAAUAACGACGCGUAGUACAUCUGAUUUUACAAAUCAAUUAGAAGAUAUGAAAAAUCAGCUGAUAAAUGCAAAUUCUUUACGUUCAAAUUCAUCUACAAUUGUAUCAUCGUCCACAGUUAAUACAAGAAAUCAAUUAUCAGCUCGUCUAAAGGUUAUUGAAUUAUUAAAAGAUCAUUUAUAUCCAUCAGAUUCAACAAUUUUAUCGUUUCAACUUCAAAAUGUCGAUUUAUUUCCCAAAAAACGUGAUUUAACUUUACGUAUUCGAGAAAUCCGACAAAAAAUAAUGACAACUACGAAUGCAACUAAAGAUGAAGAAGGGUCAUAA
Messenger RNA from Didymodactylos carnosus, 2139 nucleotides. The record is from the annotation of a GenBank genome assembly. Lineage: Eukaryota; Metazoa; Rotifera; Eurotatoria; Philodinida; Philodinidae.